AUGUCGGCAGAGGAAUUCAAGAAACAAGGUAACGAAGCGUUCAUCGCCAAGGACUUCGAGAAGGCGAUUGAACUUUUCACGAAAGGUAUCGAAGCAUCAGAGUCGCCAAAUCAUGUGCUGUUCUCUAACAGAUCAGCAUGUUACAGUUCGAUCAAAAAAUUCAAUGAGGCGUUACAGGACGCUAGUGAGUGCGUGAAAAUCAAUCCUGGUUGGUCCAAGGGUUAUAACAGAGUUGGUGCGGCGCAAUUGGGUCUGGGUCAUUUGGAAGAAGCCGAAAAAAGCUACCAAAAGGCUCUCGAACUUGAUUCAUCCAAUAAAGCUGCCCAGGCUGGUUUAAACCAGGUCUUGCAGACUCAGCAGGCUAGACAACAACAGUCGGCACCAGAUCUGGGGUUUGGUCAAAUGUUUAACGAUCCAAACAUGAUUGAAAAAUUGAAGAACAACCCCAAGACGGCUGAGUUGAUGAAAGAUCCCCAAUUGGUUGCCAAAGUUUUGCAAUUUAGAUCGAACCCGUCGGCUAUGAGCCAGGAGAUUCUCAAAGACCCGAGAAUGAUGACCAUUAUGGCCGCGUUGCUUGGGAUUGAUCUCAGUAUGGGGGGCGAGGACGCCGCGGAAGGAACUCCAAAAGAAGCUCCAAAAGAAGCUCCAAAAGACGCUAAUGAAGCUCCAAGAGCCGCUUCUGAAGCCUCAAAGAAGGAGGAGAAAGUCGAGGAAGAACCUCAGCCGAUGGAGGUUGAUGAAACCGCUCAAGAAACAGAUUCUAGAGCCGAAGCCGACAAGGAAAAGGCCCAAGGAAAUGCUUAUUACAAAGCUCGCAAAUUCGAUGAAGCCAUUGAGCACUACGAUAAGGCUUGGCAACUGCAUAAGGAUAUCACCUACUUAAACAACCGUUCUGCGGCCGAGUACGAAAAGGGAGACUACGAAGUGGCCAUAAAGACCCUUACAGAAGCCGUUGAUCAAGGCAGAGAACUAAGAGCGGAUUAUACUAUUAUUGCGAAAUCAUUUGCUCGUAUUGGUAACGCUUAUCACAAAUUGGGUGAACUCAAGAAAGCUACCGAGUUCUAUCAAAAAUCUUUGACGGAACAUCGUACUCCAGACAUCCUGACGAAACUCAGAAACUGUGAAAAAGAACUUAAGAAGCGUGACCAAGAGGCCUACGUCGAUCCCGCCAAAGCAGAAGAAGCUCGUUUGCAAGGCAAAGAACUCUUCACGAAAGGUGACUGGCCCGGUGCCGUUGAGGCUUAUGGUGAAAUGAUCAAAAGAGCUCCUGAGGAUGCUCGUGGUUACUCCAACAGAGCUGCCGCUCUUUCAAAGUUGAUGUCUUUCCCUGACGCUAUCAAAGAUUGCGAUCUCGCUAUCUCUAAAGACCCAACUUUUGUAAGGGCAUACAUCAGAAAGGCUAGUGCUCAAAUUGCCGUCAAAGAGUUUGCUGCUGCCAUUGAAACUUUGAAUGAAGCUCGUACUAAGGAUGCCGAGGUUAAUAAUGGUGCUAACACCAGAGAAAUUGACCAAUUGUUUGUGAAGGCAUCUCAACAGAGAUUCAAAUCAGAUGACCCCAAUGAAACGCCAGAACAGACUUACGCAAGAGCGAUGAAAGACCCUGAAGUUGCGGCCAUUAUGCAAGAUCCAGUCAUGCAAAGCAUUUUAUCGCAAGCUCAGCAAAAUCCAGCUGCUUUGCAGGAACACAUGAAGAACCCAGACGUUUUUAACAAGAUCCAAACCUUGAUUGCCGCUGGUAUUAUCCGUAGCAGGUAA
Messenger RNA from Lachancea mirantina, 1755 nucleotides. NCBI's taxonomy places the organism in Eukaryota, Fungi, Ascomycota, Saccharomycetes, Saccharomycetales, Saccharomycetaceae. The record is from the annotation of a GenBank genome assembly.